Molecule: messenger RNA, 2808 nt
Organism: Medioppia subpectinata
Lineage: Eukaryota; Metazoa; Arthropoda; Arachnida; Sarcoptiformes; Oppiidae
Source: the annotation of a GenBank genome assembly
UUGGAUAAUCAUUUGGUCGGACAUCGAGUGGACUCACGAGUGGACACAUCGGCCGUCAAAAUGAGCGGCGAAACUGUGGGCAUAAUAUAUCCGCCGCCAGAACUUCGAAAUAUCGUCGAUAAGACGGCGAGUUUUGUGGCCAGAAAUGGCCCGGAGUUUGAGUCACGGAUCCAACAGAACGAACAAAACAAUCCGAAAUUCAAUUUCUUGAAAGCCGGCGAUCCUUACAAUGCAUACUAUCAGCACAAAUGCAAAGACUUCAGGGAUGGCAACAAAGCGGGCACUGAUAUCGNCCGGAGUUUGACCGGCGAUCCUUACAAUGCAUACUAUCAGCACAAAUGCAAAGACUUCAGGGAUGGCAACAAAGCGGGCACUGAUAUCGUGGCGGCGCCCACCGGGCCCUACAACGCCGCCACCGCCGCCGCCGCCCUCGUCGCCAAACAGCAACAGCUCCACAACACCGGCUCCGUCUCGAAGACCGCCUCCAAACAGUUGGAACAGUUUAUGGAUCCGCCGAUCAUUCCUCGGGAACCGCCGCCGGAUUUUGAGUUUCUGGAGGACCCGCCGUCCAUAUCGGCUCUGGAUCUGGAUGUGGUUAAGUUGACGGCACAGUUCGUGGCCAUUCACGGCCGCUCUUUCCUCACGAAUCUGAUGAAUAGAGAGCAACGCAACUAUCAGUUCGACUUUCUUCGGCCACAACACGGGCUCUUCAAUCACUUCACGCAACUCAUCGAACAAUACGCCAAAAUCCAUACGCCGUCGAAGACUGUCGUCAAUCUUUCUCCGCGUGUUUGCUGCCGAGCUUCUCCUCCGGCUCUUCCUCGCCCCCACGAACAGGGAUUGUUUCCGCCGCCAACCACUCCAGAGAGGGUCGGCUCUAGGAUUCUGUUGCAGCAGAGGAUCGAAGAACAGGGACAAGAAGCGGUUGAAAUGGAUGUCGAUUCCGAUGAAGACAACGCCGCAAACAAAGAGGAAUCCAAUGCUAACAAAGAGAAGGAAUCGAUGCCUCCGCCACCACUGCCUCCACUUCCGCCCCAAUUGGAUAAUGUGCUCAUUCGUAAGGAUUAUAAUCCGAAGUCGACUAAAGCACAGCCGCAACAGAACCCAACGCCUUCGCGACCACUCGACUCGUGGAGCACAUGCGCUUCGGUCUACUGGUUCCGGUAUAGAGUGGAGUGGACUCGCAUUCAAGAGGCGCACAAACGACGGCUCGAAGAGGAGGCCGAGAAGGAGCGCAUCCAAUACGCGCAGAUCGAUUGGCACGACUUUGUCAUUGUGGAGACUGUUGACUAUCAGCCCCACGAACAGGGAUUGUUUCCACCGCCAACCACUCCAGAGAGGGUCGGCUCUAGGAUUCUGUUGCAGCAGAGGAUCGAAGAACAGGGACAAGAAGCGGUUGAAAUGGAUGUCGACUCCGAUGAAGACAACGCCGCAAACAAAGAGGAAUCCAAUGCUAACAAAGAGAAGGAAUCGAUGCCUCCGCCGCCAUUGCCUCCACUUCCGCCACAAUUGGAUAAUGUGCUCAUUCGUAAGGAUUAUAAUCCGAAGUCCACUAAAGCACAGCCGCAACAGAACCCAACGCCUUCGCGACCACUCGACUCGUGGGUUAUCUCUCCGAUCACUGGCGAGAAAAUACCGGCCGAUAAACUACAAGAGCACAUGCGCUUCGGUCUACUGAAAAUACCGGCCGAUAAACUACAAGAGCACAUGCGCUUCGGUCUACUGGACCCGCGUUGGGUCGAACAGAGGGAUCGCACCAUUCAAGAGAAGAUGGCUCAGGAGGAGGUGUACGCCGUCGGCUCUGCCAUUGAGAGCAGUCUUAAACAGUUGGCUGAAAGACGUACUGAUAUUUUUGGUUCCGGAGAUGAGGAGACAGUUAUCGGCAAAAAGAUCGGCGAAGAAGAGCAUAAAAAGCCUGAGAAGGGACAAGUCGUAUGGGACGGACACACGGCGUCCGUGGAAGCGGCCACUCGUGCCGCCAGAGCUAACAUCACGAUUGAGGAACAGAUCCAACAAAUCCACAAAAUUAAAGGUCUUUUGCCAGAGGAUGACAAAGACAAGAUCGGACCCGCUUUGCCCUCCACUUCCAACACGGGAGCCAUCAUUUCUGCGCCGCCCAUCACUUCCAUACCGAUAAUCUCUGCGCCGCCGAAGUCUCAAAUGAUGUCAACGCCGAGUAUGUCGAUCAUCACGACUACCAUAAACGCGGCGCCGCCUGUGAUGGCACCGCCGCAACAGAUGCAGGCAUUGCAUGGAAUGCCUCACCACCCGAAUCACCCGCAAAUGAUGCCACCAAUGAUGAUGGGCGGACAGCCCGGACCUUAUAUGAUGGCCCCGCAUAUGAUGGCUCACAUGGGAUUGUAUGGAAUGCCUAUCCAUCAGCCGCACGACAUGAAUAUGGGGCCCACUCUCACGCCAUUAGGUGUUCCGCCGCCUAAUAUGGCGAUCAACUUCGAUGAAGAGCCCGCCUCUAAGAAGACACGAACUGAAGACAAUUUGAUUCCAGAGGAAGAGUUUCUGGCGAAGAGCGGACCGAACGUCACAAUCAAAGUACAGGUCCCGCAGAGCAGCGAAAAGGCCGAAUGGAAACUGACGGGUCAAGUGUUGUCACUAACGCUUCCGCUCACAGACACCAUAGCAGUAAUAAAGAGCAAAAUCCAAGAACAGACUCUUAUGCCUCCCGCCAAACAGAAGCUCCAAUUGGACGGUGUCUUCGUUAAGGACUCCAAUUCGUUGGCCUUUUAUAACACGACGAACGGCGCUGUCGUUGUCCUCGGACUCAAGGAGAGGGGCGGACGCAAGAAGUGA